Anopheles arabiensis is the source of this 399-nucleotide messenger RNA. RefSeq names its product cx9C motif-containing protein 4. The coding region runs from base 126 to 371 and encodes 81 amino acids. The record is from RefSeq and is a predicted model, not a curated record. Gene Ontology annotation, cellular component: mitochondrial intermembrane space. NCBI's taxonomy places the organism in Eukaryota, Metazoa, Arthropoda, Insecta, Diptera, Culicidae. The transcript is spliced from 2 exons.
GCGAUUCUUCAACGUCAAAAACUCUCGCCAUGUUGUACGGGAAAUGCCGACUGUGUUUCAUUUGACAUCUGUCUUUGAGUUCAGCAAACAGGAACUUUUCUAGGGUGGAAAAUUAAUACUUUUUCAUGUCCAAGAGUAAACCCAAAGAUCCGUGCAAACCGGCUGCCUGUAAAAUUCAAACCUGUCUGAGAGAACACAACUACGACGAGGUAAAGUGCUACGAUGUCAUCGACGAUAUGCGGCAAUGCUGUCUGAAGUGGCACAAGGUAUCACUUUGCUGUUCCGGCAUUCAACUAGAUCGUGAUUACAAAGCCGAAAAGGAAAGCAUCCUACGGGAGCGAGAAGCAACCAGCAAGGGAAAUGCACCCUGACCCGAGACGACCGCUUCGAGUCCCGAAA